Molecule: messenger RNA, 4135 nt
Organism: Polyodon spathula (Mississippi paddlefish)
Lineage: Eukaryota; Metazoa; Chordata; Actinopteri; Acipenseriformes; Polyodontidae
Product: palmitoyltransferase ZDHHC7-like
Exons: 8
Coding region: 282-1199 (305 amino acids)
Biological process (GO): protein targeting to membrane; peptidyl-L-cysteine S-palmitoylation
Cellular component (GO): Golgi apparatus; endoplasmic reticulum
Molecular function (GO): protein-cysteine S-palmitoyltransferase activity
Source: RefSeq, a predicted model, not a curated record
AACCCGACUCUUGCUUUACGAAUUCCGAGGAAAGCCGAAGAGAACUCCGGAAGUGGUGUAUCGCGCGAGUGGGUAUACAAUGGGGGAGACUGCAAUAGACCGAAUCAAAUCGUGUGUCAAUUUAUUUUAAACAACUGAAAUAAGAACACCGUUGAAACCAGCAUUAUACGAUCCCCUGUUCUGAAUCCAGUGCUGUAGAACUCGCCAGAAUAAAGAGCCCUGCUACAAGGACACUAUGGCGACAUACCGUUGAUGUAGAAAGCAGGCAGCAGUGAGGGACAAUGCCGUCUUCAGGUCAUCGGCUCCGGGAUGUGGAGCACCACCCUCUUCUCAACAAUGAGGAGGACUUUGAUGGGCCGUCCUCCGAGAGCGAGCUGCCUGACCGGGUCUGGUUCAUCCGGGACGGCUGUGGCUUGGUCUGUGCGUUCAUCACCUGGUUCCUGGUCCUAUACGCAGACUUUGUGGUGACUUUUGUCAUGCUGUUGCCUUCCAAGAGCUUUUGGUACGCCUUGAUCAAUGGAGUCGCUUUCAACUUCCUGGCAGUGCUAGCCCUCACGUCCCACCUCCGGACAAUGCUGACAGACCCUGGAGCUGUGCCAAAGGGGAAUGCCACUAAAGAGUACAUGGAGAGCCUGCAGCUAAAGCCAGGAGAGGUCAUUUACAAGUGCCCCAAGUGCUGCAGUAUAAAACCUGAGAGGGCACACCACUGCAGUAUUUGCAAGAGAUGUAUUCGAAAGAUGGAUCACCACUGUCCCUGGGUAAACAACUGCGUUGGGGAAAACAAUCAGAAAUUCUUUGUACUCUUCACAAUGUAUAUAUCAAUCAUCUCUGCUCAUGCCCUCAUCUUAGCCGGCUUUCAGUUUUUCACCUGUGUCAAAGACCAGUGGACUGAAUGCAGCGACUUCUCCCCCCCUGCAGCAGUGAUCCUGCUGAUCUUCCUGUGCCUGGAGGCGCUGCUCUUUCUCACCUUCACAGCUGUGAUGUUCGGAACUCAAAUCCACUCCAUCUGCAAUGACGAAACGGAAAUCGAAAGGCUGAAGAACGAGAAGCCCACCUGGGAGCGGCGGGUGCGCUGGGAGGGCAUGAGAACGGUGUUUGGGGGCCAGCCCUCCCUGCUCUGGAUCAACCCCUUCGCUGGCCUGCGACUGCGACACCUGCAUUCCAGGACAAGAAAAGGAGGAGCAGAGUUCUCCGUCUGAGCCCCGUCACACACUGUUAUAUACCAAUAUCCUGUAUGUGUAUAAUUAUACAUGUACAGUACAAAUACACAGAGACAGUCAGUCUCCUAUAUGUAACAUAAUAUUACUAUGGACUGCAUCUGUAUUUUAAGCUGGGACUAGUUAGUUGUUGCUUGCCUUCAGCAAGACCUGAGUCUUAAUACUUGUGGAUGAGCAGGAUCUCCAUGAGAUUACCUGAAUUGCAGUACAGCUGGAAUUUUUUUUUUGGCUUUUUUUUUUUUGCUGGCGUUUUGAUUGCUGUUUUGCUUUUACUUUUAAAUGAAGACUUUUUUUUAACAUGUCCUAAUGUCUACCCUAAAGGAACUCAACCAGUGCUUUGAAGAGACUUUGCUUUUGAUAAGUGGCCAGUCUUAAAAGAUGACAAAAUAACCCUGGUGAAGUUCAUUGUGGGCUGUAGGCACCUGUAACAAAGAUGCUAGUUUGCCAAAGGCACUGGUCUCGUGUGCUGGAUCAUCCUGGAUCAUUGCUGCUGACUCGCUCAUUAACAGUUCUCGGGCCAGUUGUAGGUCUGCAAUAUGUAAUGAUUGCUACUGUGUCUGUGUAAAGAGCUAGUUAGGAAACCACUAAUAUACUGGAAAAAAAAAAAAUCUUGCUCAAGAGGUUUCACUAUUAUUUUUAUUUUAUUGUGUGUUUGAGGCUUAAAGGAUGUAGUUCUAGUUUUAGCAGAUUACAUCCACAUUUUAUGAAUGGACGUACUAAAUUACUUUAAUUAUAGCUGUUUGUGUUUUAUUCUGUAAUCGUUCAUGUAUAUAUUUUAAAACAUCAAUCCUCAAUGCUUAGGCGUCCGAUUUGUUUUACCAGGUUUCAUUUUGGUUUGAGUCAGACUGAAUUAAUUCCAGGGUAGUGUAUUGGCUUAGACUGGGUAUCUGAUUUCAGUAUUUCCAGGCAAGUUUUCAAAGCUACAUCGUAUUAUAGUCAUCAUCCAACAGCUGAGACAGAAAAUGGGAGGGGGGUAGAGGGAUUAUAUAUAUUUAUCUAUAUCUCAAUGUUAGUUUUCUCCAUAAAUAAAUUAACAGAAUCUCCUGAUGAGAUACGUGUUUAAUAUGGCUUUGCAAAUAGGCAUAAUUUGUUAUAAAAAUAUGUAUUGGACACAAGUUUAAUUUAUAAACAAGCUAAAAUGUGAGAUAUUGCAUCUUUAUGCUGUCCUCGAAGUAUAGGAACUUGAUGCAGACUCCUUCUGUUUGGAUGAUGUCAAGCAGAACAGCUGCACAGAGCCCUGUCCUUAAAACAAAGUGAUUUAGACAAAAUCAAAGCAGAUUAGAAAGAUUUGAGUAGUUCACAGGAAAAGAGUGUGCCGCAGAGCGAUGAAAUUUGGUGGCAGACGAGUACCCAUGGGUGAGAUACGGCUGGUACCAUGCUUCAGAAGAGGUGCUGCCUGUGUUGCCUACGAAGUUUCACUGUUGUAUGGCACAUAUAACUGGCUCAACAUUUUUUUUUUUAUUAAACCAUGUAAAUAAUUUAUGUACUGUAAUAUUUGCAUACAAUCGGGUAACCUUUAAAAAUAGUUUCCUAAUGCAUAACAGCUAUCAACUUUAUACACUCAGCAAGAGAUAUUGCUAGUCACAGAGUUUGGAUUUCAAGUGCAGUGGUGGAAUUGUACCCCACCCCACCCCCAUCCUCAGAGAGCACACACUAUGCCUGUUUUAUGAUGUCUGACCAUAAAAAUGUACAAGCAAAGUGAAUGAACAAAAUAACCAGUAGAUAAUUGCUUACUUUAUUCAUGUACUCUCGAUUUAAAGCAAAUGCUGCACAAUCAUGCAAUUCCCGUAGACUAUACUGUGGUGUGCAUGCUCGUCAUCCCUGCAUUACUACUGCUGUUUAAUAGAAAAUGAACAACUGUGUCAGGUUUGGUAUACUUCUAGAAUUUGUUAUGAGCGUACUAUUUAUGUUUUUUUUAUUUUUUUGGUCACCUUAUUUGAACUAUACAAUGUAUAUAAGUCAGAAUUCAAGAAUACAGUAUUUAUCAUUUGAAUGAUUAUGGCUUUUUUAAGUUAGCAUUUUUGUAGAAAAGGGUGUGUGUGUGUGUGUGUAUAUAUAUAUAUAUAUAUAUAUAUAUAUAAUAUAUAUAUAUAAUCAUCUGUAAAUCCUAUUGCUGUGCUAUCACUACUGUUUUGUUUGAGGAAAACUGUAUUAAUAUUUGGUUGCCCAUUAAGCCAGACAGCAAAUGUUUUCAAGUUAUUUUUUUAAAGGUUUAAUUGAAGUGAAUUUAUCUGAACUCUAAAGUAUUCCUCCUCUGUUGAUUAUUACAUGUAUCAAUAAGAAUGAUCGCUGUAGUUUAUUCUGUAUUUAUAAGUUCAGUAGUAAAAGGAACAGAAUUACAGAACAGAGCUACCUUGUUAUAAGCCGGACCAUUAUACCGCAGGACUGGUUAAUUUAAUUUAUCUAAAGCGACUUACAGAAAUUAAACAAAAUAUAAAAAUAAUACAUUAAAAAAUUAUGAGGUAGCAAGAAGAAACAACUCCAUUUACAGAUUUGAGUUGUAACCCAUUGGAAGCAUCUUCUGGUUGAAUCAAUUUUGCAUAAGUUUUUUUUUUUUACAUUUUUAAAAAAGUGCCACAGAAGUGUGACUGAUCUUUAGUUAUUUUGAGUAGAUCAUUUGAUAACAUUAUACACUGUUGUCCUCAACUGUAAUAAAUUGCUUAUGCAGAACUUUGGACUGAUAUGGAAAAGCAUAAUGUAACUUGUUAUAUUACCAUUUCAAUAAAUGUAUUUGGGCAGACUGGCAAGAUGACUAUCGUAUUAAAUUGAGGGAUGCUUGUUCGUUCCCCUAAAAAAAAAAAAAAAGCCUGUUGUAUGUUAUCACUUGGAUUUGAAAAGUCUGUUUACAAAAUAUCCUAGUUUGUUGCAGUAUCUUUUUUUAUGUAUGUAAGCAAAUAAAGAAUUGUACAUUUGUUGUA